AUGGCGGACUUCCUGCCGUCGCGGUCCGUGCUGUCCGUGUGCUUCCCCGGCUGCGUGCUGACCAGCGGCGAGGCCGAACAGCAGCGCAAGUCCAAGGAGAUCGACAAAUGCCUGUCCCGGGAGAAGACCUACGUGAAGCGGCUCGUGAAGAUCCUGCUGCUGGGCGCGGGCGAGAGCGGCAAGUCCACCUUCCUGAAGCAGAUGCGGAUCAUCCACGGGCAGGACUUCGACCAGCGCGCGCGCGAGGAGUUCCGCCCCACCAUCUACAGCAACGUGAUUAAAGGUAUGAGGGUGCUGGUAGAUGCUCGAGAGAAGCUUCAUAUUCCGUGGGGAGAUAACUCAAACCAAGUCAACGGAGACAAGAUGAUGGCGUUUGACACCCGGUCCCCCAUGGCGUCCCAAGGAAUGGUGGAAACUCGAGUUUUUUUGCAGUAUCUCCCUGUUAUAAGAGCAUUAUGGGCAGACAGUGGUAUACAGAAUGCCUAUGACCGGCGUCGAGAAUUUCAACUGGGUGAAUCUGUAAAAUAUUUCCUGGAUAACUUGGAUAAACUUGGAGAAGCAGAUUACAUUCCAUCACAACAAGAUAUUCUGCUUGCCAGGAGACCCACCAAAGGCAUUCAUGAGUACGACUUUGAAAUUAAAAAUGUUCCUUUCAAAAUGGUUGAUGUGGGUGGUCAAAGAUCAGAGAGAAAACGAUGGUUUGAAUGCUUCGACAGUGUGACAUCAAUACUUUUCCUUGUUUCGUCAAGUGAGUUUGACCAGGUGCUCAUGGAAGACCGACUGACCAAUCGCCUUACAGAAUCUCUGAACAUUUUUGAAACAAUCGUCAAUAACCGGGUUUUCAGCAAUGUCUCCAUUAUUCUCUUCUUAAACAAGACAGAUUUGCUUGAGGAGAAAGUGCAAAUUGUGAGCAUCAAAGACUAUUUCUUAGAAUUUGAAGGGGAUCCCCACUGCUUAAGAGACGUCCAAAAAUUCCUGGUGGAAUGUUUCCGGAACAAACGCCGGGACCAGCAGCAGAAGCCUUUGUACCACCACUUCACCACUGCUAUCAACACGGAGAACAUCCGCCUUGUUUUCCGUGACGUGAAGGAUACCAUUCUUCACGACAACCUCAAGCAGCUCAUGCUACAGUGAUGUACAAAAGACUGGCCGUUUUAAUACCUUUUGUCCUUUUGAUUGUUUUCUGUUUGUUUUGUUUUUUAAAAUAGCAGUUUACAACAGGAAUUAGAAAAAUCUUGAUUCUAAGUUUAACUUCUUGGAAAUCUUAGUCUUCCUCCUGCCGACUUUGGUUUGUGGCCGAAAGCUGCUGAAUAACACAUUGCCGAUACCUGUUGAUGUUCAGCCUUUGAUCUGUUUCGCUGUGGCUUCCCUUUGAGGGGGUUGUAGUUUCCUGCCAAGCCUCUGACUAGGUAGAGUUCAGGCUUCAGCUUCUCCCACUUCUCAAACUGAAUUCUGUAGUGCCAAGUAUGGAAGGUGUCCUCGAGUCUUUAUUGGUAUGAGGUUAAGGAUAUUCAGUUCUAAAACAAGCAAGAUCCCUUUUAUCUGCCUUGUGCACGGCCGUGAUACUUGUCCUAGCUUUAUGGUGACCUUGUUUGAAAGGGCUGUUGGAAAAAAGUUUGAUCUAAGGACUGGCAUUCUGUAGCUUUACACAGAUUUAGCCUUCGUGUUUUUUUAAUUGCUUACAUAGUGCCAGUUGUUUAGUUUUAAAAUUUCUGUGGUUUCUGAAGGUAAUGUUCUUAGUGUUUUACAGUUUACAUAAGGAUUCCUGGUCUGACGCUAAUGGAGGUUCACAAAUGGUACGGGGCAGGGGGACGGGGGCAAGAGACAAGCCAAGGCCCUACAAGAGUGUUUGAUGCAAAAUAAUCAGUGGAAUAUAAUGGGCCCUUUCAUAUUUAAGUCUCAUGUAAUAAAUGUGCCAUAUGUGAAACAUUCUGGCCAUAGCAGCAACUGUAAAAAUCGCAGGUCACUUGAUAACAGAACUUUCUGAAUAAACAUACCCUUUCCAGGCUGUGACGUGCUUUACGCUCAGACUUGCGUGCCCUGCCUCGGGGGACUCGGGUCCUGGCUGCGGAGAAGCACUGUUGUACAUCACAGACAUCUUUCUUUCGUUCCCUUGUCUGUUCCCAUCAACUCCAGCUGUGGCAUUUCUGGGAGCUUUUGUUUAGUUGGAGUUUGCCAAGGGCAGUGUUUUCCUGUCAAACGACCCAAGAAGGCAUUAUUUGAGAUUCCUGUUUAUUUUUGGUGUGUCUCUAAAAGAUACAUGUACAUGUUUAUAUCAUUAUUGCUUAUGAAGUUCUGGCUUUAUUGAGGUACAUUUUGAAUGUCUUGAGGAUACUUCUAAGAAUAAGUAGUAAUUUUUUUUAGCUCACACCGGAAGAUGAUUACAUUUGACCUCUCCUCACCACUUAGAUGAGAUGAGAGCGUACCCUUGAGGACAAAUAUGGUCAUAGUGAACUCAUCAGAGGGGCUGGUUUGCAGUACUGAGAAUACUGCCUUCUGGGUUGAGUGUGGUGUGAGACCGGGACUGGAGAAGCAAAUGCCCGAGGCUGGUGACAGUUGGGAAAAUGGGACAGCUUUUCUCCUUUUCCUGAAAAUUGUGAUUAAGACUGUGAUAUCUGUCACUUUACUGUAGAGCUGUGUUCUCAGGUAUUCUGUUGGCUAGAAAGUCCUUGAAAGAUUGGUCAACAUUACGGAUCACGCAGCCUUUCCAAGACCGUGGCUCUUGGUCUGUCUGCUGUCUAGUGUGAGAGUAGGGCUUUUCAAGGAGCUAACCAGGGAUUGUUCUUAACCAUUCCUGACUUUUCUUGCAUUUGAAGUUCCACCAUCAUUUUAUCCAUAGUAACUUCCAAUGUGUCCAUGCCUUGGUCAUCCUCGAGCUACAGACACGUAGCCCAGCAUCAUAAUGCAAGUCUUCAUAGUAUAUAGUUCAUGCAUGUUUGAAUAGUUCUACAUCCAGUGCUUCUUGCCAAAAAGAAUAUAGUGUUUAAAUUCACAGAAUUAGAAUAACUUAAGUGCUAGCGGAUAUCUGAAUACGCACACAGUAACAUUUGGACUUUUUGCUGGAGAGUCUACGUGUAAAUUGUGCAAAUAGUUUAACUGAAUGGCCCAAACCAUUGAACUCCAGUGAAGGCUAAAGUAAGUUCCCUGUACAAAGGGGAAACUUAGUCUUAUUUAAGUUAUAUUUAAGAUCUGUGAUAGAAACCAUAAAUACUGCCUGACAAAGCAGCAAUCACCAAGUUAUCCCGUUUUGACUACCACCAAGAAAUGUUAAAACACCAAAUAGAUACGGUAUUAUUUUUGGGUAUUUGUGAUUUUCUUAUGUUUGUGAUGUCUCAGAUAUCUCAACGUUCUUUUAAAAUAAAAUCUAGACUGUAUUUUGAGGCAGCAGAGUACUUCUACUUAAUGACCGGCUUGUUUAGACAGUGGAAGUGUGAGUCUCAGUCUGAAGAAUUUAACUCACAUUUUUAUAUAGACUGUACUUUAAAAGCAUUUGAAGGAGUCUUAAUACCUGUAUUAUGAAAACUAGAUCCUUUUGAAAUACCAGUAUAUGAAGAAGGAGAUGAAAUUUAGUGAGCCAAAUUAAAAAGGUGCUCAUUGCUUUCACUAUGCCAAUUUCCCCUGAUCUCUAAAAAAGUGGUUUAAAGUUCUUUGGUCUGUUUGCUUUUUUAAGUCUUAAUGAUUAUGAUUUGGAACAAAAUGUGCCUAAUUCUCUAUUACAUUGUGUUCCUAAAUCCAAAUGUCUUCUCACUGAAUUCUUAAGAAAUGUCACAAAAGUGCCCUCAUUGGCCUUGAAGAAAUGUGUAAUAUACAGAGUUGCCUUAUAAAACAAAGAAUACCACAAAUUUGGGCCUUGAUUUUCAUAGGGAAAAGGUUUUGCCAAGUGUUUUCUGAGGCUCCACAUCAUGUAAGGCCUGCCUCUGCCACUUAAAUACUAUUUUUUUUUUAAUAACCCGAAUCGUUGCUUUCUGCCAAACGCCAUAUGACGUGGACGUCUUCACUUCAGCAUUACUGUCUGGCACAGGCACUUGGUAGCUGGAGAGCGGCCACAGCUAGAGAAGGUGAGCAGGAUGACAAAGCUCACCCGUGCCUGUUUGGUUUUCUUUGAAGUUGCACCGGCGUGUCUUACACGGUGAAGAUCCUCUGGUUAAUCUCAAGUUGAGGUUGUUUAGGGAAAUCCUUUCUCGGCUGGUGGCAGUGGUUGGUUUAAAGUAGAAGGAAGUAAGUGUAUGUCAAUACCAGAAAUGAUUAGAAGUAUUGAUUUAGAUGCAACAGAAAUCAUGCGCCCUGUCAUUUUUUUGUAAGAGAGAAUGAGUAAAUCUGAACUUCCAGUGUGUACCCAAGUACUUACAUUUAUGCUUUUGAUAAAAAUGUAUUUUCAGCCUUAGUACACAUAUCCGGUUAUGCCUUAUUUAUGUGAAGAAUGAAGUUACCAAGUCAUGAUCUAUUACGUUCUGAAACUCAAAUCACCCUUCGAAAAGGCCUCAAAUUGGUGCUUUCAUUAUGUAAUGAUCCAUUUAGACAAAACCCCAAACCAAGCCAUCUGAAACAAGUUUCUCUCCAUUGCAAUUUGUAGCAAUGUUACUUCUGUCUGUGUAAUAAGAAGGCUAAAAAAUCAGUGUUAACUCUUAAUUUCUUAUUUGAAUCCAUGAAAUCAUGCCUGUAAAGCUCAAACAUUUGUAACAAACUCCCCAAUAAAUCUAGAGAAAGUCACUCUGUUACUUUCUUAUUACUUUUAGUUUAAUUGAAGGAAUCAAUCACAGAAAGUUUGCACGUGUCUUUUUCAGUCGGAAGUUUGACUUCUCCUUCUCGGUCACUUUAUGUCGCUUUCCCAUCAUUUCCGCACGUUCGCUUCCAUCCGUUGCUCAUGCACGGGGUGUGCCGCUUGCCUGUAAGGACUGAUUUUCUUUUAUUAAUGGGAUGCAGGCUGGCCUUUCAGCCUAGUAAAGCAUGAGGAACCGAGGCGGGGGUGGGGAGGUUGUACGAGAGCGGGUGUGUAUGAGUCUCCACAUUCCAAGUAAGGCAAAUGUUAUGAUAACAUAGCCAUUAUCUUAUGGUACGAGGUUAGGGCUUAAUAACUUUAUACUAGAGAUUGAAGUAUAAGUUGACACCUGAACAUUUUAAACAGGCUGGACUUUAUGGGUUUUUCAAGUCCCAUCAAGGCCAUGUUAGCCUUAGGCUGGUGAGUGAUUAUUAACAGCAUUUGAAGUACAAUGUUUGUACCACUAGCAUUCUUGUGUCUGUACGUGAAUGUAUAGUUAGCAUGUAAGUGAAUAUGUUCAUUCUUGUGGCAUCCAGGUCUAACCGUCUGAUUUCAAAUGCCAGAGCUCAUACGGAACAAAAAGAGUGAAUGAUGGGGCAGUAUUUUUUGGGUUGAUGGGAGGUUUGGGGACCUAUCCAGAUCUGUUGAUAAAAAAAAAAAAAUGUCCAGGUCAAAGUAUGGUAGGACCCACUAUGCAUACAUUUUCAAUCUGUGGAUGUCGUGGUAGAAAUAUGCUACUUACUGGGUAUCUGAUUUGGGUUUGUAUUUAGAAAGCUUGUUCAUGGUAUUUCUUGCCAUAAUAAGUGAUACAUCUGUCCUCAGUUAUUCCCAUAUGAUGGUACCAAGGGGGGACAAAGAGGGGGCGGGUAAAGAUUAACUCUUGGAAAGUAUAUGUAACAAUGCAACAAACUAUACCAUUUACUCUCUCUUUACCUCUUACUUGAAAGCAGAAUGGCAACAUGUAUUAAAUGGCUUUUCUGUACCACUCUACCUGAGAGCUCAUUUACCACAAGAAGCCUUAUCAAAAAGUGUAUUUUGUAACAACCUCACAGAUACUGUACCCAACAAAACAUGAUUUGUAUUAGCUUUGUAUAAAAGUAUUUGUGGCUUAGGAUUUUUUAUACGUAUUAUAUCUUUUUAUAACUUUCCAGGAACUAAGAAGCACGUUAUCUGAUGUUGUACAUUUUUUUUUCUGUCAGUGCUUUAGUUCAGGAUUGGCAAUAAAUUAUUUCUAAAGGAGGUCUGAAAGUGGAAAGAAUGGUUUGAGAUUACACCAUGAGUUGCUAGUCAUGAAGGCUUUUUACUUUUGUACAUAUUUUGCAAAAAUUUUGCCUCUUGCUAUUAAUAUUUGCUUUGUAAGAAUUACUGACAUUUAAUAAACAUUUAUAAACUA
This is a messenger RNA of Zalophus californianus (California sea lion), 6152 nucleotides long. RefSeq names its product G protein subunit alpha 13 (gene GNA13). Bases 1 to 1134 code for a protein of 377 amino acids. Gene Ontology annotation, cellular component: brush border membrane; heterotrimeric G-protein complex. The record is from RefSeq and is a predicted model, not a curated record. Lineage: Eukaryota; Metazoa; Chordata; Mammalia; Carnivora; Otariidae. Gene Ontology annotation, biological process: adenylate cyclase-activating G protein-coupled receptor signaling pathway; Rho protein signal transduction. Gene Ontology annotation, molecular function: G-protein beta/gamma-subunit complex binding; D5 dopamine receptor binding; guanyl nucleotide binding. The transcript is spliced from 4 exons.